Thecamonas trahens ATCC 50062 is the source of this 3198-nucleotide messenger RNA. RefSeq lists its product as uncharacterized. Gene Ontology annotation, cellular component: membrane. Bases 1 to 3198 code for a protein of 1065 amino acids. The transcript has 2 exons. Gene Ontology annotation, molecular function: starch binding. Lineage: Eukaryota; Apusomonadida; Apusomonadidae. The record is from RefSeq and is a predicted model, not a curated record.
AUGCACACGCCUACGCACGUGCGGUUCAAGGUCUCUUCCGAGGCUGGGAGGUGCAUCUGGUGUGGUGACAUCGAGCUGGCUCUGCCGCUGCCGGGCGUGCUUCAGUUCAACUAUGUGGUGGUCGGCGAGAACGGAGAGGCCAAGCGAUGGGACGUGGCAGGCGUGAGGACCAUUCCGCUGGCGCUCGUCGAGCACGCCCUCAUCGUUGACGAGGUGUGCCUGAAGGCUGGUGCUGGCGAUGCUGCGGCUGAGGACGGAGAAGGUGCCAACAAUGUCGAUGAUGUAGAAGAUGCAGGGGUGGAGGCCGAGGCCAGGCCAGCUUUCCGGCUCAUCUCGUUCUCGGUUGUCCUCCCGUCGCCUCUGGCCGAGUCGCACACGGCGCUGCUGCAUACCAACGCGGGGCUUGCGGGCGCGAUGUGGAGCUCGGUGGCGAUGGGCCGGCUGCCGCGGCGGGUCGGCGGGCGAGUUGCAGACACGUUCCGGGUGGACAUGUGGCUGGCGCCGCAGAUGGCGACGGCAGAGCGGCUGGCUGCGCUGCGGUUCAAGUUUGCGGCGUCGGCGCAUCCGCCGGUGCCGCAGAUGUGGGAGGCUGUGACCGAUCGAACGCUGCCCGAGGCGCUCCCGGGUGCAGGCAGCGUGGUGGUUGCGGCCGAGUGGAAUGUGUCGCUGCCCAACGUGGCUGGCCUUGUGCUCGAGGCCGCGGUGCCGGACGAUUCCUCGUUUGCGGUUCUGGCCGGCGGACAUCCGGUGCUCGGAGCGUGGGACCCGAUGGGCGGGGUGGUGCUGGGCAAGAGUGGGACCGGAACCGGGUGCGCUGUCGUUGCCAUUGCCGCACACGCCGGCUUUGCGCCGCACGGCUUUGAGUACAAGUAUGUCAAGGUUGUCGGCGUGCAGUUUGAGUGGGAGGCGCUCGGCGGCAACCGGUCGUCGGGCGUGCUCCACGGAAGCGAACUUACCGAGCAGUUUGGAGUCAUGCCCGCCGGGCGGGCUCUGGUGCACCUCCGGGUUGACGCGGCGUUUGAGGCCUCGCUUCCUGCGGCAGUCGAUGUGGUUGCCUCGCUCGGCACCGGCGAUGGGGCUGUGGUGGCGCGGCGGCGGAUGUUGCGUCUGGAGCCUGACGAGGCAUUUGUAGCUGUGGUGGUGGUCGAGGCAGCCAGCAAGGAGAACGUUGCUCUACGCUACGUGUUUGUGGCGUGCGAGAGCGGUGAAGAGACGACGAUGCGUGAGAUCCCGCUGCCGGGCGCGGGUGAGUACGUGUAUGUGCAUGACACAUGGCUUGCGCCGCCGCCGCUUGUGGGCGUCGCGCUCCGCGUGAGCGCAACGCCGCACGGAAGCCGGGCGCUGGUGUGCGGGCCGACGCCGCAGCUGGGGCGGUGGGAUCCGGCGCGGGCGCCGGUGCUCUCCGCUGACAACGCUGCUGUGCUGUGGAUGCAUCCAAACGCUGUGGCCAAGCUGGAGUACAAGCUCGCAGCGCUUGACGAGGGGCUGGGCGGGGCGUAUGUGUGGGAGAACUGCUCGACGCGUAAGGUGCCGCCGACGUGGCGGCCGCCGAUAUCGGUUGUCCACGCGGUCUUUGACGACGCGCCGGUGCAGGUCGACGUCUACCUCGAUGUUGUGGCGCCGCUGCAGACCGGCCACUCUGUGGCGCUUGUGGCCGGCGAGGGCGCAACGCCUGUGGCGAUGACACGGUCGGCGCCUGCGGUGUGGAGCACGUCGCUGCGGUUGGACCGCAACUCGAGAGUGAGAUACUCGUACGUGCUGCUAGAUGGACGGCGGCGCGAGGUGGCGGGCAAGGCUGUGCUUGCAUGUGCGGCGGAGCGGCGGACGCUGCAUGUGGGCGAGACGCCGAGCGUGGUCAACGAUGUGUGGGGCGUGGCGAGCGGGCAGUUUGUCCUUGUCAAGUUUGCGGUGCAGUUACCCAGUUGCGGACCGUCUUCGGGCCUGUGCGUGGCGGUAUCUGGCUCGCUUCCGCUGCUGGGCCAGUGGGAUCCUGCAGCGGCGGUGCGGAUGCGGCGGGCGGGCGAGAAUGAGUAUCGUGUGGCGCUCAAUCUGCCGUAUGAGGCGCUGCGGCAGCUCGAGUACAAGUAUGUGAUUGUGGACGAGCACGCGCCCACUGCGUCGCGGUGGGAAGCGCGAGGUAACCGGAGCGUGGUCCCGGGCAUCUACACCUCGCUCUGGCUCCGUGACGCAUGGGUGGGCGAGAUGCCGUCUGCGCCGUCGACGCCGCGGAUCUCGGCGCUGGACAUCGACGUCGACUUUGGCUCACAGUCGGAUGUGCUGGUGGUCCCUGUCCACCUAGCAUGGCGGCACGGCGGGCGGAGCGGCUUUGUCCGCGGCUCGUUCACCUCGCCUCCUUUUGAGCGGCGGCUGCCGCUGGGGCAGGCGAGCGACGGCAGCCUCUCGCUGCGGCUCGGACUUGUGCCUGGGCGGUACCAGGUGGUAUUUGAGGUCGACGGCGUGACGCGCUUUGCAUCGUAUGCGCCGAUGGAGUAUGUGCCUACGCUGCAGGCCGUGGCCAACGUCAUGGUGGUCGCGCCAGACGCUGAGGCGCAGCCGGAGUUUCCGCCGCCCCCGGAGGAUGUGCAGGGUGCGCAGGUGUGGUACACGCAGGAGGAGAUGGCCGAGCCGGACCUCCGCGACGUGCGGCAGUACUCGCGGCUGGCCGCACUGGUGGACCGCAACGGCGGCUUGUUCUCGAUGCAGGACUCGCUUGCGCUUGAGGACGUCAUCACCAAGAUCUCUACGACCGAGUACGUGGCCUCGCUCUCGGCCUCGCAGCGGGCGUUCAACCGCAUCACGCUUGGCGAGCUCCUCUCGGAGAUCGAGCAGCCGUUCAAGACGCCUCAGCUGACGGUCAAGCUCCGCGAGCAGGCUGGGCGCUCGCAGCAGUCGCUUGUCAUCCAGGGCAAGCGCUGGUUCUACUGGACGCCCGAGGAGGAGGCCGCCCGCAAGCGGAGCCUCGUUGCCGCCAAGGUCCUCAUCGCCGACGCGGCCGUGGCCUACGGAUCGGCCGCCGAGGGUGGAAGCGGAGCAAGCGAUGCGCCGCAUGCUGUCCCACCUGCCGAUGGCGGUGAUGGCGUCGGCAGCGAUGAUCCGGUUGCCGCCGCUGUUGCUGCCGCGCGGGCAAGCAUGGCGCGGGUCGACUCGCCGACAGCCGAGCGCAAUGCUGUUCUUGCGCGGGGUGCCAUGCGGGAGUGA